AUGAAGAAUGUUCUUUACAAAGUGAAGAUUGUGGUGAUGGAAGUGCAAGAAAUCGAGCAAGAUAUCCUAGCGAGUGUCGAAGUACUACAGCAAACCCGAAACGAAAUGCUUCGCAUGCGAGAAGAUGAUGUUGCUAUGGAGGGAAUUAUAUCAGCAGCAACAGAGAAAUGCGAGUCCUAUGGAAUCAAUGUGGAGUACAAAUUUUCAAAACGACACCAACUACGGAGAGCAACUGCCCGUUUCGACGAAAAUUUUGCCAAUGCUACUGUGCCUAGCUUUAGCCAACACUAUCGGAAAGAAAUGUUUAAGGUAUUAGAUCGUCUUGUAUCGGACAUAAACGAAAUUGAUGAACAUUUAUCUGAUAUUGUGCUACCUGAAAUUAUUUUGCUUCCAGCAAAUUUACCCAAUUGUUCCAAGCAAGAUGUGGAAAAUUUAUGCGCAGCAUUUCCACAAGACUUCAGAGAUCCAGAUGCUAUGUGUACAGAGAUUAAGUUGAUAUCUUCAGAUAUCGAGAAAAGCGGUGCCAAAAAUCUGAAGGAAGCAGCGAAGUGUGUACUUGGAAAACAACAGUUUCAUCCCAACCUGACGAAAGCGUACCAGCUUGCAUUAACAAUUCCAGUUUCUGUCGCAAGUAAUGAGCGUUCAUUUAGUAAACUAAAACUUGUUAAAAGCUAUUUGCGAUCAACGAUGAAAGAAAACCGUCUUGACGUCUUGAUGAUUUUAACUUCAUCUGUAGAUAUAUUAGACGAACUUGAGUUGGAUAAAGUAGCUAACUC
This is a messenger RNA of Paramuricea clavata, 776 nucleotides long. The record is from the annotation of a GenBank genome assembly. Lineage: Eukaryota; Metazoa; Cnidaria; Anthozoa; Malacalcyonacea; Plexauridae.